This is a messenger RNA of Dissoconium aciculare CBS 342.82, 1104 nucleotides long. RefSeq lists its product as uncharacterized. The transcript has a single exon. The record is from RefSeq and is a predicted model, not a curated record. Lineage: Eukaryota; Fungi; Ascomycota; Dothideomycetes; Mycosphaerellales; Dissoconiaceae. Bases 126 to 878 code for a protein of 250 amino acids.
GUACAUACAUAUCACAACAUCACGUCCCACUUUGAAGCAUUCCCUCCUCUCGUCCUCGAGAAGGCGCCCCUCGCCAACGACGACGACGACGACGACGACGACGACGAAAAGCAACGAUCGCAGUGAUGAUUGCUGUCUAUCGCAAUGCACGUGUCAGCUCAUCAUGGCGGCACCAUCCGCGUCGUCGUCGCCCAAAUUCGGUGGCUCGCGCGGUCCCCUGCAGGAUUGGCCGGGCGCACGGCCCAUUUCGCCCCGGUUCCCUCGGCGGGUCUUGCGAUGGCGCGCGGCGAUGGAUGGGGAGUGGGGAGGGAGAGAGAAAGAGGCAGAGAGAGGCUGAUUUAUCGACGCCCAGGUUCGGAAUUUCGAUGCACUGUGCUGCACGGGACCUGCAAGCCACGAGAUCCAUGGGUGCUGCGGCGGCGGUGGCGGUGGUGGUGGUGGUGGUGGCAUCUGCCCGGGUGAAGACCCAAUGCCUUUGUCUCAGGUUAAGGAUUCUCUUUGUCGAGACGGAAUUUCAACGUUCGUUCAUACUGGAAUAUUCUGUUUCGUCUUCCGAGGUUCACAUCUUUGGCCCUCACGAGGAUGACAAUGGGUUGCUCGCUUGCUCCAAGAUCAGCAGCGGUGGCGACAUCCCAGCACGAACCACCAACAGCAGCACCAACAAAAGCGACAGCUGCUACUGCAGUAAGACACAGCAAUACUUGGUGCAUACCAACAAGGACGAUACAGUCACUGCUGCUGCUGCAGCUACAGCGACAGCAUCGCCAACGAACGCGACCGUUGUUAAUCACUCCUGGACCUGGACCAAGGCGCCUCCGUGGCCCCCGUCAGCACUAAGUAUUGUCCCGCAAUCAGAUCGCCAGGAUUCCGCCCUUUAGACUUCACGCCAUGUCCUUGGUGUCUCAUCUAGUCUCGGUUUGGAGGCAUUUGGACCAAUCUGCCAUUUCCGCUGCUGAAGAUGUGGAUGCGCAGAAGUCGAAACGCGCUGGCUUUCCCUGGCAAACUUGCAACUCCCCAUCGCAAGAUCCGUCGUGGUCUACCAACCGCCACCAACAACAACAACCGUGGGAAGGUCGACUUUCAUCUGCACUUUUUGUCAUGACU